ACCAAUGCCAGAAAACCAGGAAGGACAUGAUCAGACCUCUUCAGCCGUAACAGUAGAUGUUUCAGCACCAGUGCAAGAAAACCAGGAAGGACAUGAUCAGACCUUUUCAGCCGUUGCAGGAGGAGAUGUUUCAGCCCCAGUGCCAGAAAACCAGGAAGGACACGAUCAGGACUCUUCAGGGGUGACAUGUAGCGCAAAUGAGGCACUAACAGAGAACCAGGAAGAUUCCACCUUAAGAGGGGGAGAAAAUGGUGCCGGUGAUAAAUCAAUUGAUGCUACAACACCACAGGACCAGGAAGAGCAUGAUCAUCAGCCCGCCUCAUCACCCACGACUCUGGAAGGUUCUGGAAAUGCUUCUGAUACAGCAGAACCACGGGACCAGGGAAGGAAUAAUCAGCCCGCCUCACCACCCACGGCAGAAUCUGGAAAUGCAGACCCCGUUUGUUCAAUUGAGAGCCAAGGUGAAGGGUCAUUGGCAAGUGACCAAUCAAUAAGCAGUUCAAAGGACCAAUCACAACAGGAGCUUAGAACUAUGAUUCAGGAGAUUCUUUCAGUAUCCGUAGAGGAUAUUUCGUUUCCUGGAAGCGCCGCCCAUAAGAAGGCGUUAACAGACCACAGAUCGACGGAAAUUUCUCAUGGAGAAAGCCCUUCGACACAAUUUGAUCAAAAGUCGUCACACGCCGAUGGUGAGCUGAGCAACGAUCUUAAGAACAUCAAUGAUGACCUAUGCCCUUCUGAUAGUGUGAAGCCAGUAUCCAGUAUCCAGGGCACAACCGAGGAACAUGAAACCAAGGAUUCGCCGGUCGCCACAGAAGAACAGGACACAGAGAGGACUUGUGUCGUUACAGAAACACAGGGAAGCGAGGCUGCUUUAAUUACAACAGAAGAGCAGGAAAUGGAGAAAGCUUUGGUCGCCACAGAUGUACAGGGCAUAAAAAAGGCUUCGGUGUCCACAGAAGAACAGGAUAUAGAAAAGACUUCCGUCGCCACAGAAGAACAGAGAACAGAGAAGUCUAUGAUCACAACAGAAGCACAGGAAACGGAGGACACUUCCGUCGCCAAACAAGAACAGGAAACAAAGAAGACUUCCUCCGCCCCAGAAGAACAGGGAAAAGAGAAGUCUAUGAUCACAACAGAAGUACAGAAAAUAGAGGAGACGUCCGUCGCCAAACAAGAACAGGGAACAGAUGAAACUUCAGUCGCCACGGAAGAACAAGAAACAGGGAAGACGGCGGGAAAUAGGUCGAGUUCUGAGGAUGCUAUUGUCGCACCGAAGGCAGAGGUAGACUUAUCUACUCCAAAGAAUUCCGCUUCAUCCGCUCCCAUUUCAAUUGAAGCAGCCAAUGUAAAGCAGAUACAUACGUCAAUAAUAUCUGCCACGAAAGCGAAAGCAACUGCUUCGUCCGGGCAACUCAGACAUGCCACUGAAAAUGCAACACCCGCGCAACCAGCUUCAAGCCCUGGUCUAGAACAACCAGCUACUGCAACAGUACCUCUUGUACCCGUGACAAAGCCCACCAAAGUCGCCCCGUCCCCUGAGCCACAAAGGCGCGAAAUAAAGAUGACAGCCUGGGAUACAGAAUAUAGCAGAAACACAGAAGGAAACCAACAAAGAGCUGCCACGUCUGACACAGCUGAAGACCCCGAGGAUGACACACAAACAUGUACAGACACAGCGCAAAACCCCCAAGGCUGUAUAGACCGCUUUGUUCAGCGACUCCGGCGAUUGUUAAAACGAAGAAACCGGGUCACUCCGACUUUUGCUUGCGAUGGAGAGCUGAACGUCCCGGUUAAUCUAAGCGAUGUCAAUCCUUCUGCUUUUGCUGAGGAACUUACCAUGAUUGACAGUGAGAUGCUACGCGCAAUAGAAUUUGAUGAGAUCAAGAAUGGAGCUUGGCGGGAAAUUGAUGUGGAGCAACGGUCUCCGCAUGUACAUGCGAUGAUCGAAUUUUAUAACAGACUCUCCGCCAUCUGCGUGGCAAACAUUUUGUCCAAAGAGAGUGCCAAGGACCGGGCGAAAAUAAUCACAAAGAUUAUCAAGAUUGCCGAGAAAUGUGCACAGUUUAAUAACUUCAAUAGCUGUAAAGCGCUCUUGAUUUCAUUUCGUUUUCACGUCGUUUCAAGACUCUGCGAUACAUGGAAACAAGUCCCCAGAAGAGCGAAGAGCACCAUGGGCCACCUUCUAGCCAUGACGUCAUCACGUGACCAAAAAGCUAUCCUAAGGCGUCAUCAAAAAGUCUGCAAGAAACAAGGGGUUAACUCGAUUCAGUUUCUUGGCGAUGUUCUACAUCAGGUUCACUACAUCGAGAGGUGUUACUCACAGAAAAUCUCAGCUUAUAAGCCCGCUGCAGGAGAUCUUUCGUUAAAUUACACUCAUAAGAAUGUGCCUAGUGGCACAUCUACAUCUCGCGUCCAACCCUCUUCCCUCAGCGGCGAAGCCUUCAAUCCUAAUGACGUCAUCCCUGAAACAGUCGAGCAAGAGUUGCGUCACAUCUGGCAGACUUACCAAGACGCAGCACAGGGUUACCGGUUCUCUCGCCGGCCCGCUGUCAAGGCUUUCCUCAUGAACGCGACUAUUAACGACCCUGAAGACAAUGUUGACCUAUCUUAUGACCUGGAGCCAUGGAGGAAAGGGGAAGACUUCCCGCACCCAUCCCAGGAAUCUUUGCUUUAGAACUAUCUUACUACCCAGGCCCUUAGCCAGGAUUCUGAGCGGGGGGUGUUUGUUUACCUAUUUAGCAGAUCAUUUUCUCUUAGGUAGAUUGUCCUAGGUUGUGUUACUUAAUUUUCCUUCAUCAGAGCGGACAUUCUUGUCGAGUGGGAGGGUUCUUCCGAACCCCCCCCCCCCCCCCCCCCCCCUU
This is a messenger RNA of Nematostella vectensis (starlet sea anemone), 2861 nucleotides long. RefSeq names its product dentin sialophosphoprotein. Gene Ontology annotation, cellular component: plasma membrane. Bases 5 to 2674 code for a protein of 889 amino acids. The record is from RefSeq and is a predicted model, not a curated record. NCBI's taxonomy places the organism in Eukaryota, Metazoa, Cnidaria, Anthozoa, Actiniaria, Edwardsiidae. Gene Ontology annotation, biological process: Ras protein signal transduction; positive regulation of GTPase activity. The transcript is spliced from 10 exons. Gene Ontology annotation, molecular function: guanyl-nucleotide exchange factor activity.